UGUGUUUCGUUUGUUUAUCAUCUUUUACAAAGGACGCAAACUAUUUGGAACCCGAUUUUAUAAAUAUUUCAAUAAUGGCAGAAAUGGAGUGUCAAAGCAGCAAAAUGUCGGUCACAAAGGAAACAUCCACGACCCGCAAAGAAUCUGGAAAACGAGGUCGCAAGCCUGGGAGAAAGACAUCUGCAGAAAAAUUGGAUAUAAAGGCGAAGCUUGAACGAAGCAGGCAGAGUGCUAGAGAAUGCCGGGCCAGAAAGAAGCUACGCUAUCAAUACCUUGAGGAAUUAGUUGCGGAUCGUGAGAAAGCGGUUGUGGCUUUGCGGGCAGAACUGGAGCGCGUCGUUAAUUCAAUGGAAUAGACAAAUGAGUAAAAAAGUCACCCCAAACAACAAUGACCAGUUGCUAAAAGAAAUCGGAAUUCUUAAACAAGAAUAACAUUUCAAAUACAUUUACCUGAUUUAUUACAUUGAAGUUACUUUAUUGUUAUUUGUAUAAUAAAUAUAUAUUUAAGACAA
Messenger RNA from Drosophila bipectinata, 512 nucleotides. Its product is annotated as REPTOR-binding partner-like. Lineage: Eukaryota; Metazoa; Arthropoda; Insecta; Diptera; Drosophilidae. Gene Ontology annotation, cellular component: nucleus. Gene Ontology annotation, molecular function: DNA-binding transcription factor activity. Gene Ontology annotation, biological process: regulation of DNA-templated transcription. The record is from RefSeq and is a predicted model, not a curated record.